Molecule: messenger RNA, 2578 nt
Organism: Sebastes umbrosus (honeycomb rockfish)
Lineage: Eukaryota; Metazoa; Chordata; Actinopteri; Perciformes; Sebastidae
Gene: cyp1a
Product: cytochrome P450 1A1
Exons: 7
Coding region: 193-1758 (521 amino acids)
Biological process (GO): progesterone metabolic process; hormone biosynthetic process
Molecular function (GO): heme binding; oxidoreductase activity, acting on paired donors, with incorporation or reduction of molecular oxygen, reduced flavin or flavoprotein as one donor, and incorporation of one atom of oxygen; steroid 17-alpha-monooxygenase activity
Source: RefSeq, a predicted model, not a curated record
CGCACUAUAAAGCGAGAGCCCAUUCUCUGUUUUGGAGACAUUAAGAGAGUAAACUCGGGCAUUAACUCUACUAAAAGAUAUAUUUUUUUAACUCUCUUGGAAAGUACCUCUGUUGGCUCACAGCAUUGUUCCUUUGUUACCGUUCCACUAAGCUUGUGCAGAAGCCAGAAAAAAAAAGAAGGAGUUGUCAUCAUGGCGCUAAUGAUACUACCAUUCAUUGGAUCCGUGUCGGUAUCGGAGAGUCUGAUUGCCAUGGCAACGGUGUGUCUGGUCUACCUGAUCCUCAGGUUUUUCCGCACUGAGAUUCCUGAUGGGCUCCGUCGUCUGCCGGGACCGAAGCCCCUGCCUAUCAUCGGGAAUGUGCUGGAGGUGGGCAGCAGGCCCUACCUGAGCCUCACCGCCAUGAGCAAACGCUACGGCAACGUCUUCCAGAUCCAGAUCGGCAUGCGUCCCGUGGUCGUGCUGAGUGGCAGUGAAACGAUUCGACAGGCUCUCAUCAAGCAAGGGGAAGAGUUCGCGGGCAGGCCGGACCUGUACAGCUUCAGGCUCGUCAACGACGGCAAGAGUCUGGCCUUCAGCUCGGACAAGGCUGGAGUCUGGCGUGCCCGCAGGAAGCUGGCCUACAGCGCCCUGCGCUCCUUCUCCACCCUUGAUGGCACAACCCCGGAGUACUCCUGCAUGCUGGAGGAGCACAUCUGUAAGGAGGGAGAGUAUCUGAUCAAACAGCUCAACACCGUCAUGAAGGCCGACGGCAGCUUCGACCCCUUCCGCCACAUUGUCGUCUCCGUUGCCAAUGUGAUCUGUGGAAUGUGCUUUGGCCGACGAUACAACCACAACGACCAGGAGCUGUUGAGCCUGGUGAACCUCAGCGACGAUUUCGGCCAGGUGGUGGGGAGCGGUAACCCUGCGGACUUCAUCCCCGCUCUGCAAUUCCUGCCCAGCCAGACAAUGAAGAAGUUCAAGAACAUCAACGCUCGCUUCAACGAGUUUGUGCAAAAGAUCGUCAGCGAGCACUAUGCCACCUAUAACAAGGACAACAUUCGUGACAUCACAGACUCCCUCAUUGAUCACUGCGAGGACAGGAAGCUAGAUGAGAACUCCAACGUCCAGAUGUCCGAUGAGAAGAUUGUAGGAAUUGUCAAUGACCUGUUUGGAGCUGGUUUUGACACCAUCUCCACCGCCCUGUCUUGGUCAGUGAUGUACUUGGUGGCAUACCCAGACAUAGAGGAAAGGCUUUAUCAAGAACUGAAGGACCAAGUGGGUAUGGAUCGCACUCCUCUCCUCUCUGAUAGACCCAACUUACCCUUUCUGGAGGCCUUCAUCCUGGAGAUCCUUCGCCAUUCUUCGUUCCUGCCCUUCACCAUCCCUCACUGCACCACAAAAGACACAUCUCUUGACGGCUACUUCAUUCCCAAAGACACCUGCGUCUUCAUCAAUCAGUGGCAGGUUAACCACGAUCCUGAGCUGUGGAAAGAUCCGUCCACUUUCAACCCGGAUCGCUUCCUGAGCGCCGAUGGCACCGAAGUCAACAAGCUGGAGGGGGAGAGGGUGAUGGCUUUCGGCAUGGGAAAGCGGCGCUGCAUCGGCGAGGUCAUCGCGCGAAAUGAAGUCUACCUCUUCCUGGCAAUCAUCAUCCAGAAGCUGCGCUUCCACACGAUGCCCGGAGAGCUGCCGGACAUGACCCCAGAAUACGGUCUCACAAUGAAGCACAAACGCUGCCACCUGAGAGCCACGAUGCGAGUGAGGAACGAGGAGUGAAGCUAUUUAUAAUGUACAAUGUAUGACUCAAUAUAUAUAUAAGUUGACUCUAACACUGUAUGGGUCACAAGCCAGUGAAAGACGCAUCUUUCUCAGAAUGUAAGGCACUGGAUGCCGAAUUUGAUCAACACAGCUAAUGGCAUUGAAGCAGAUCAGUGCAGAAAUGUGCUUGUUGCAGAUUGUCAGAGAUGUUUGUGUGAACAAAUCUCUGUCAUGUUUUUGGUUCUAAUCCUGCACAUUGUUGGUGCUUCUCAGUGAAGUAUAAGGAGACACCUGGUUCUCCCGUGCAGUGUAAACUAAACUGCUCCCACUAAGAAGUUGUAAAACACUCAGAGACUUUAAGAAGUUGCCUUGUUCAACUUUGGGACACACAGUAUGUUUUACUGCAUAGGCAUUACUAUUUAGGCUGCUGAAACCUAAACUGUUUUCUUCUGUGAUACAGGACUCUGAACUGAACAGAUAUUACCUUGUUAUGAUACCAUUUACACUUGUAAGCUAAUUAUUUUAAUUCCAUUGUAAUGUGGAUGUAAGACACUGAAGCUAUAUUUGUAUCCCAAAAUGUGAUUUUUUGUGUGUAUAUUCUUUGUAUUUUAUAAAGUCAUUUUUUUUAUGUGCCUAGCGUUUGUAUAUAUUUGAGAUGAAAUAGUUUUGCUGUGCAUCUAUAUGAAAUAUCAGGACACCAAAAGAGUUCCAGUGAUUUUUUGGAAUAUAUUAGUAGGCUAUACAAUUUUGUAAUUCUAUCUCUAAUGUAUCAAUGAUUGUAUAGCAUGUAAGGGCAUGUGAUCUGAACACCACGCAAAUAAAACAUGUUGAAUAAUGA